Molecule: messenger RNA, 5593 nt
Organism: Nasonia vitripennis (jewel wasp)
Lineage: Eukaryota; Metazoa; Arthropoda; Insecta; Hymenoptera; Pteromalidae
Gene: Rab3-GAP
Product: rab3 GTPase-activating protein non-catalytic subunit
Exons: 19
Coding region: 664-4935 (1423 amino acids)
Biological process (GO): regulation of GTPase activity
Molecular function (GO): protein binding
Source: RefSeq, a predicted model, not a curated record
CUUUGUUUGAUCGAUCGUUUUAUGAAAAAUUAGUUAUUUGAAUGUGAAAUUUCCAUUUUAUAUCUAUAAGCAUAUGUAUAUAGUGGAUAUAAGGGUAGGCACAAAGAGAUACACUAUUGAUGGACAAAGACAAAGUAGAGGGUCACUCCUGAAAAUUUCAUCAAAUCUUUUUUUCAUAAUCGGAUAAUCCCUUCAGUAUAUCUUAAUAAUGCAAAAGCAAGAAAUACGAAAAAGUUUUAUUUUUAGUCCUGCUUGCCAUUUUUAUUUCCGACUCUUUUUCCAUUUUAUCAUUAUUUUUCCAAACAUUGGUGACUUCAUCUAACUCGCGGCAUAGUUAUAGAGAUAUACAAGCUCUAUAAGUCGUUAAACCGAAGUAUGCGUCUCGGUUCCGCUGUUGCUCUUUCAAAAACAUCUGCUGCACUUUUGGUACGAGUACUUAUAUACAUAUACACAGUGUGUACUAACAUCGGCCAAAAACAUGAGCAACACGAGCGCCACGAGCCUUUUCAAAAACAUCAGCCGCCGAGUGUGACAGAGUUUUGACGCGAUCAUCUGUUCGACUGCUCCGUUCUGAGUAUACAGCUACAGUGUUGUUGUGUAUUGCGUGUUCUCUAAAGAGCUCGCGAACGAGAUAAGGUUAAAUUGACAGGACGGAGAUGAGAGAUGUCCUGCCAAAUUAAGGGGAUUGCGAACCUGGUGGACCCCACCGAGAUCAGAGCUCGUCUUCUCGGAGAUUCUAAGCAGAAGUUCGAUUAUGUGCCUGCCAAUGAGUUGCCGUUGCAGAAUAGCUUCAUUUCUCUAUCGCCGACUGGUGACAUUUUAGCCAUAGCCUGGAAUACUCGUCUGAUAAUAUUGGCCUCGAAAUGGGAUUCAUUGGAGUCCAGCGAAGUGAAGAAUAAAUUCUACGUUGUUUGGGAUGGUGAUGUGACGUUUAAACAAAACGAAUGGAUAACAUCUGUGAUAUGCCUUCCACUUAUUUCUCAUGGAAAGGCAAGUGCUGGAAUCAGCACAGACUGGACAUGUAUAGCUGUGGGAUUGAACACUGGUUUUCUGAAAUUUUAUACAGAAACAGGGGGGUUGUUGCUAGAAGAACAAUUACACAACGAAAGCAUAGUAAACAUAAAAUGUCAAUCGCACCAUUCUGCAAGACACUCAGGUGACACUGGAAAUACCGAGGAGAUUUAUGUACUUUAUAAUACUGUUGUGUGUAUUUUACAAGGUUUUCCUUUAUUUUCAACUUUGAGAGCAUAUAGAAAUCAUUUAGCCAGAGUAAAAGCAAAUUGUGAUGAUAUACCUCCAGCAGCAAAUUUAGUGUGUAAGAAAUGGGGUUUCAAGAAUCAGGAUUUUGUCAAUGAUUCUGAAGUGAUUGGCACAACUACUGUAAAUACGUUUGACCACCUUAUGACAGCAUCAAUUUGUGGAGGUUACAAUGCCAGUUAUCGUUCAAGUGCACCACAGCAUAGCUUAGUUAUGGCCACAGGAAAAAGGCCAUUCAUAGGUUUCCAUUAUGCUUUAGAAGGAGGUUCUGCUCCAGUACUGUCAGAUGUUGCCAUUGCUAUGGCCAGUAAAGUAGCAAGUGCAAUUGGUGCUGCAGUUCCAUGGUUUAGAACAAGCUCAUCAAAAACUCCUGCUACACCUGAAAAAGCAAAAGGAGUAAUGACUGAACCAGCUGAAACAAUGACUUGUAGAUUUGGUUUAAGUGAUGCUCUGAGAGAAGGAGAUUGCAUUGUUGUUAGUCCUAAUAAAUUAUUGUCAGUUGUAUGUGAUGCUAUGGGAAGAGUGAUUUUAAUAGAUAACAAACAAGGGAUUGCAAUAAGAAUGUGGAAAGGGUAUAGAGAUGCUCAAUGCGGAUGGAUUGAGGCCAUUGAAGAAAGACAUAGGGCUUCUAUAAAAGGUCAUCACAGUAAAACCAGCUCAAGUAGUACCUCGCACGCUCAAAGACGCACAGCGUUGUUUUUAGUCGUUUAUGCACCCAAAAAAGGUGUUAUUGAUAUUUGGAGUAUUCAAUAUGGAACUAAAAUUACUACGUUUUCCGCCAGUAAAAAUGGAAGGUUACUCUACACAAAUUAUGGAUUAUGUGGAUUGAAUGAUAUGACGAUUAAUUCUAGAAAUCACGCGCAACACCCAUGUGUUUUCAUUGAUCCUCUUGGUGGAAUCAGAGAGAUAACUGUUCCAUUCCAUUUUGCAUUAAGUAGUCAGAAUAUUAACAGAGCGAGAGACUUACAUUUAUUCAAAAAACUCAAAACGUUUUUAAGAGAAGAAGAUUUUAGCGACGAUAAACUAAUCAAUGAAAUUACUAAUAUCUGCCUGGAUUUAAAAACGAAUGAAAUUAGAUUACAAACUAUUGAAAUGCUCAUGACCAAUAAACAUAUCACACCUGAUUCAUUAUUGGCUGCGACAAAUUGUUUUUCCAAACAGCUCGAUUUGCAAGAGGAAGAUGAAUUGGAACCUGACACUAAAACCCUCAAUCAUACAAUAAGUCAAUUGAAGAGGAUAAUCAAGUUUUACAAGUACAUUAGAGCACAGUUUGAUAAACCUCCUGAAUAUUAUACCGUAGCUUCUGAUGUAGUGCCUGAUGGAAAACAAUUGUCAUCAAUCCUUUUUACAUCUGAAAGAGAAGUUCAUAGAAUAUUGAAAUUAUCCAAAACACUCAAUAGCCUAAGAAAUUCAAACUCUGAAGUUCGAACAAGAGUUACAUUUAAAGAAGAUGGCAGAACAUUUAUAGACUUUUUAUCUUGCUUUGAAUUCGGCAAUCCAGGUUCUUUGGGAUUGCAGAAGGGAAUCAGCUAUGAUACAAAAUGUCAAAUUUCUAAAUUAAUUUUCCAAGGAUGGAUGUAUUCAAAUGAUCCUAUCUCAAAGUGGCAAGAUUAUGCACUUAACAGUGAUAUACAGCCAGGAGUCUUAAUCCAAUUUGCUCUGCUGUAUUGGCUAAUUAAGAAAGAAGGAGCUCCUUUAGAAAUCGAUCUAGUUAAUUUUACAAAACUUUUGAAUGCUAUUUGUUCAUUAAAUGAUGCUGAAGAAAUAUGUACUAGCUACAAUGAGGCUUCAUAUUGGUGGCGAGAUGUUAGAAAUAUUUUAAUGGAAUCUGACAAUCCGUUUAAUGCCUUAACAGCAGCAAUGGCAUGUAGAGCAGUGUCGGUUUCUAUGCAAAGAAACAAAGAUCGAUUGCAAACUAGUUUCAAAGAUGACAAUGGAAAUGAAGGAGACGGUGAGAAAAAUGGCAAUGAGCCCAAAAAAAUGGAAGAAGACGACGGAAACGAAGACAAUUCUUCUCCCGAGGAAGAAAGUGUUAGUAACAUCAGCGACUGGGAGAACGUGAGCAAAGACACGUGCCAAUUUUCGUUAUUGAUAGGUAAUCUAGAAGACAUUGCAGUCUUAGAUGCGAUAGUGAGUAAUCCAUCAUUUUUGGAUGACACCACUACAUUUUAUACUUUGCCAUAUGAAGGUACUAACAUUUCUUUAUGGAAAGUUGUUUCUAAGGGAAAAGGUUCUGUAUCUGAAAUAGUAGCAAAGUGGUUAAGCUCUGCAGGGGUUGAUCCCACGCGACUUAUAGACACUACAGACAUUGAAUUUGACCAGCUGCAGUUGUCAAUAGAUUCCUUCAAACUCGCAGGAUCGUUAGAUGAAGCUAAAGCAGUUGAGCUUCUACAGCAAGACUCAAAGGCGUUAUUGUCAGUCUCAGUUGAAAUCGGUAGUGAAGCAAAAACUGAGCAAACUGCUCUUGCGAACGUGCUAGAUAAAAUAUCGCUACUCAAACGUCAUUUUCCGUAUAGUUUAACUAGUAGCGUCUUACUUGCCAAUUUAUCGUGGGAGUUUGUUAUGUUUUGGAAUAGAGACAUUACAAAGUUAGAGGCUUUAGAGGCUGCAUUGUCUGUACUUCGUCAAAUUCCUAUGAAACGUAUUCGUCACGGUGUAUGCUGUCUUCUUUGGUCUGUCCAUUUGAAAAAGAGAAUGGAAAGUGCAGGGAAACUUAUUAACAAGACGGGAAAACUGCCAAAAGAACGACUCUGUAUGCAAGACGUUGGGCUUACAGAUACUCAAGUCACUGUAUUCUUACAGCAUUGCGUUACGUUUUUAGAUAUCUUCCUCGAUGCUGAAGUCUUGGAAGAAGAAAAUUGUUCCUUUGUCAGAUCUGAAGAACUGUGGGAGGGUCAUUCAGGCGGUCCUCAACCAUUUGCCCUUCUAGCUAUUUCUCAAACACCAGCUUGGUAUGAUUUAUUGCUGCUGCACUUACAAUUAGCAAAUGUACUUCACAUGAUAGCACACUUUAAUCUUAAAGUUUCAAAACCAAUCUCCAACCUGUUUGAUUCUGUCGCUCAUCAAUAUUUCUUCCAAGAUAUAAGUGCUAAAACUAUGGUACCUUGGUACAAGGAUGAUAAAAGAGAUCAUUUCCGUGUAGAAUUUCUUUGUCGCGUUAUCAAAGCCUCCAUGGAGUCGAUCCAUCAAGAAACAACAGAAGUGAACAGCUUUAGCUCAUCUCAAGCAAUUUUGUGGAUGAGUAAAUGUCAAAAUUUAGCUAUGACUUGGAAAAUUAAUAGCGAUGAGCUGAGGAUUCAUCAAGUUUGCCAAUUGUAUAUUAACGGAUUCGAUCGAUUAGCUGAAGAGCUGGUAAUCGCUGUGAACGAUACGGAAAGAUUGGCUACUGAUCUUCUUCCGAUCGCAGGUGGGCGGAUGAUGGCUUAUUUAGCGAAAUCUCCUGAUAUUUUAGAAGAAGUAUCAAGAAUCAGUCCAACGUUAACUACAUAUCUACAGAGCUUAUCAUGGGAUUCACGCAGUUUAGUUUUUACAAAUUGUUCCAACGAUGAUACGGUGGAAUUAGUGAGAAAGGUAUCUAGAAACCUUCCCGAGAAUCAUAAUAAGUAUCACAUAGCUCAGUUGAUGCUUGACGCGACCUUUAUUUACGAAGGUGGAACUUCGAAAAACAUAAACCAAUAAGUUACUGUUAGUAUUUUCACCGUUCGUUAAAAAAGUUCAAAUUUUUCGCUGGAAAGAUGUAGAGUUAAAUGAAAAUUGCUAGUAUUAAAAGUGAAAUUUCAAUUAUACUUUUAUCCUCACUAAGCAUUUAAACGAAAGCUCGAUUUGUACAUUUUGAAGUGUUUUUGAUAUAUUUGGCAAGUUGAAAUAUUGUUAUCUGUAAAAAAAAGUUUAUAUCCUAUGUCAAUUUUGAACGUGCUAUUAUUGAUGCAUAAUUAUAACAUAUGUGUAAAUAUAGAUAUACAUUUUGUUAAUAUCCAUAGUUAUUCAGACAAUACAGAAUUUGAAAAAUUUUGUUGUCCGAACCCGCGCAUAUGUUUUAUUUGAAUUUUCCAAUUGCUCCCGCACAGAUCUAGUCUGCUCUUAAAAAUAGAAAUCAGUGUAGUGAAUUUGAAAAUGUAGAAUACAACGAAAAGUGUAAUAAGUCAGCAAAAAAACCAAUGAUCAAAAUCAAGAGUCCACAAUUUUAUAAACAAAAACAGAGAACGAUCUCGUUUCGAUUUUUGUACCAGUUUAUUUUGUAAAAAUAAGGCGCAGCUGCUAUGAUAAAUUCAUAGACUCCUUCCUCCCCGAUAUACAGCAUACAGCAAAGAAAUAAAUUAAAGUCGUUCGCAUAGUA